Molecule: messenger RNA, 1402 nt
Organism: Macadamia integrifolia
Lineage: Eukaryota; Viridiplantae; Streptophyta; Magnoliopsida; Proteales; Proteaceae
Product: bifunctional L-3-cyanoalanine synthase/cysteine synthase 1, mitochondrial-like
Exons: 10
Coding region: 116-1246 (376 amino acids)
Cellular component (GO): cytoplasm
Molecular function (GO): cysteine synthase activity
Source: RefSeq, a predicted model, not a curated record
UCUCUCACUCACUCACUCACUCACUGACUCAUUUCUACACCUCCAGUGAGAGUGAAAGGUGAAGCUUCGUAGCAGUCUUACAAAACAAGAAGCUAAGCUCUCUUAGUUUCCAUUAAUGGCGGGAUUCUUGAGCUUUACGGGAAGAAGAUCUAUAGCCUUGAAGACUCUUCUCUUGAGGAACAAUUUCUCCACCCAAACUGUUGGCGAGCCGUCAUUCUGGCAGCGAAUUAGGGAUCUGCCCAAGGAUUUACCUGGAAUCAAUGUCAAGAAGGAUGUUUCUCGGGUUAUUGGGAAGACUCCCCUUGUCUAUCUGAACAAAGUGACUGAAGGUUGUGGAGCUUAUGUAGCAGUCAAGCAAGAAAUGUUUCAACCCACUUCUAGCAUCAAGGACAGACCUGCCCUCUCCAUGUUUGAAGAUGCAGAAAAGAAAGGACUGAUAAGCCCUGAAAAGACGGUGUUGAUUGAGCCAACAUCAGGGAAUAUGGGAAUAAGUAUGGCAUUUAUGGCAGCUCUGAAGCGGUACAAGAUGAUUCUCACCAUGCCUUCUUACACAAGCCUCGAGAGGAGGGUGACUAUGAAAGCAUUUGGAGCAGAACUAGUUAUCACUGAUCCUACAAAAGGCAUGGGAGGAACAAUCAAAAAGGCUUAUGAUCUUUUGGAGUCAACCCCAAAUGCUUUCAUGCUGCAACAAUUUGAAAAUCCUGCAAAUACUAAGAGUCAUUAUGAGACUACUGGACCUGAGAUAUGGGAAGACACUCUAGGCCAAGUGGACAUCUUUGUUAUGGGAAUAGGAAGUGGAGGUACUGUCUCUGGAGUUGGACAAUAUCUAAAAUCCAAAAAUCCUAAUGUCAAGAUAUAUGGACUUGAACCUGCAGAGAGCAACGUACUAAAUGGCGGUAAGCCAGGUCCUCAUGAUAUAACUGGUAAUGGGGUUGGCUUUAAACCAAAGAUAUUGGACAUGGAUGUAAUGGAUGCUGUUCUUGAGGUCUCCAGUGAAGAUGCAGUGAAGAUGGCAAGAGAGUUGGCUGUUAAGGAGGGGCUCAUGUCUUAUAUCAAUCUUUUGAAGGUGGGAAUUUCCUCUGGAGCAAAUACGGUUGCAGCAUUAAGGCUUGCAAAGAUGCCGGUGAACAGAGGGAAACUUAUUGUGACUGUACAUGCAAGCUUCGGAGAGAGGUAUUUGUCAUCUGUACUCUUCCAAGAACUGAGGCAAGAGGCUGAGAAUAUGCAACCAGUUUCAGUGGAUUAAUAUUACCAAUUCUUGUAAUUGCUAGAGAGCUCUCACUUGUAAAUGUGUUGUAUCCAUUUCUAGCAAGGAGUGUAUGUGACGAUGGUCUGGUUAUCAAUUGUUACAUUUAUGCGGUUGCUAGACAGCUCUCACUUGUAAAUGCGCGUUGCGUUAUCA